GUUGAAUUUCACCUGCGAUGGGACGGCGAAAGCAAGCAGCACCGAAGCGGCAGGCGCCAAGGAAGCCAGCCGAUGAUGCUGAUGCGUCGGCCACAGAACAGCCAUCUGUAAAGAAAGCCAAGCUAUGGAGUCGGCGCUCCCGGUCGAGCGAGACGACAGAGCUGCCUAUUUCGUAUCAUUUGCAACCUUUGUCGAUGGAUGCCGCAGCGGAGUGGAUUCAUGUUCGUCUUCCUCUUGAGAUGGGGGAAGCCUCAAAUGCAAUCACCAGUCGAGAAGAAGAAUCUGGAGCGUACGUUGUCUCGUUUGUCGGAAAGGAAGAUGAAGCGUACACUGACAUCGUCCUCAAGAAAGGUGAUCAAGCGGUGGAGAUUCCUCCUCCUUGGGCAGCAAAAUGUCGUCCGGAGGAACUGACUGCCAUGGCGUUUCUAAACAGCAAGAAGUGCUUGGCGGUUGAAAUUGAUGGACGUCAUGCACGGUUUGGCAUCCACAUGACAACGUACACAGCCUUGAGGGGGAAUCGAAAUCUGCCGAGUGCAACGACGCUCAUUUCCAAGCACAUGGGAAACUUCAUGCGGUGGCUCAUCCGCCAGUCGAAAGACGAGUGGACGUUCCCUUACAUGUCAGAGCUUGCCGACCCAUCAACAUCAAUCAACUUUGACCCGACAGUCCUGUACAAGUUCAUUCCAUCCGUUCCGACAUCCCAAGCUGGAGAGGAAUUCGAACCCAGCCCUAACCUACUUUCAACAUUACGACCAUAUCAAAAAGCAGCGGUUGCAUGGAUGCUUCAGCGGGAAGCACUCCCACCACCACCACCACACAACGCAACCAAUGCCAAGUCCCCGCCCUUCGCGGCUCUCUGGGCCCGUCAUGCAAGCGGAGUCGAGUACAAUCCAUUCACAACUCUGUUUCGUGCAUUGUCGGAUGUUGCCUCCGUUGACGGCGUGAAUUCCUGGAAUGUUCGCGGAGGAAUCUUGGCUGAUGAGAUGGGCCUUGGGAAAACUGUCCAAGUGCUGGCGUGCAUCCUGUCACAUCCAAGUCCUCCUGUCUCAAAUGAUGUCGAUCAAGACAAUGCUGUUCCAUUGCAAAAUGCAACGGUGACUGAUGGCCCCAUUCGAAGCUGCGUGUGCAAUUCCCAUGAUGAAGACGUACACGGAUGGCUCGCGUGCGUCCGGUGUGGCAUGGCGCAGCAUCGUGUUUGCACGGGCUUCGUCGGAUGUACGAAAGAGUUUUACUGCGAAGGAUGCCUUCGUCGCGUUGUCCCCGACUGGGCUGCCACGACUACGCUGAUUAUUUCCCCAGAAUCCAUUCACAAGCAGUGGAAACGAGAAAUUCUACGGCACACCAAGCCCGACUCCAUCAGCAUCAUGUCGUACGGCGGCAUAAAAUCCCUUCGCCAGCGUUUGAAAGGUCGCCCAAGUCCUGAGUGGAAGUACUGCCGCGCGCCAGAGCUCGCCAAGUUCGACGUGGUCCUCACAACUUAUGAAGCCCUAAAGGACGACUUGCACCACGUGGCAGCGACUGAAGAGUCGACUUUACGGCAACGAAAGCGUUAUCGAAUUGUUGCGAGCCCAUUGACCCAUGUCAAGUGGUGGCGUAUUUGCAUGGACGAGGCCCAGUUGGUGGAAAACACUCAGACCAAGGCUUCUCUAAUGGCGCUGGCGCUCAAGAGCACGUUGCGAUGGUGUGUCAGUGGGACGCCGUUCUCAGCAGACCUCGCUGACGUAUACGGGACGCUCGCGUUUCUUCAAGCAGUGCCAUUUCAUGACAAGGCAUGGUGGCGCGCGGUGAUGGUCCCAUUUGCAGCUACGAGCCAUCGUCUGGGGCACCUCAUGCAACACUUGAUGUGGCGGAAUGAAAAGAAGAACGUUCUCGAUCAAAUCAAUUUACCACCUCAAACGAUUGAAGUGACUUGGCUCGAUUUGUCCAACAUAGAGACACACUUUUACCACCAGCAAUUGGAAGAAUGCACUAAGCACCGCCUUUUACCUGACACCACGGAACACAACGAAAUUACGCCUGCGAUGAUCAACAGCUUGAUGCGGCUGCGGCAAGCCUGUUGCCACCCACAGGUUGGUAGCAACGGCCUCAAAGCUCUCGACGGCAAUCAACCCAUGAAAAUGGACGAAGUUCUAGCUGAAAUGUUACAAAAGGCUCAACGCGAAUGCGAAGAAGCCCAGCGGAUACUGCUGGCUGUAUUGAAUGGGUUGGCUGCCCUUAACGUUCUCGAAGGUGCCAUCGACGUCGCCGUAGGACAAUACUACGAAGCUCUUUGUUUGGUUCAGCACAACUGGGCGGACAUUCACGCCGACUUGCUUCCACGUUUGCAUCUCGUAUACAAUUUCGGUCGUCUCUUGGGGCGGUAUUGUGGCGACGAUGCAGAUAACGUACCCCAUUCAGUGCCAUACGAAGACGCCAAGACACAUCACUGCCUGCCUCAGUUGACUGCCACCAAACCAAUCUUCAAGAAUUUUUCCGUUCAACGGGACUGCGCGACGGACUUGAUUUGCGGUGCUCGGCGUGAGCUGGCUGAGAGCGCGACACGGAUCGAACUGUAUUACUUGCAGCAGUGUAACCUUGCCCAUGAUACGGCCUUGCACAAGUAUGAGACUGCGUUCAACGCAUUUCAAGCCGACCAUUUUCCCGACGUGGACAUGGAAACCCAACAUGUUCCAGACUCGUUCCACUCGGGAUGGAUGGAAGCGCUCGAUGGCAUUGAUGACGACGUCGCCUUCAUCGAUCGCGUACGGGCCAAGCUAAUGAGUCGCUACGACACGGGCGCGCAUUGGAGCCAGAAGAUGCGCACUGCGCAUUCGCUUCGCAUGGUGCUUGUCCGUGAAUUCGAUCGGAUGUUUCUACUCCGAGCCGUCAAUCACCAGCGUUUGAUGGCCUUGAGUCGCACCGUGCCAACAAAGCAAGAUAUUGACAUUUCUGGGAAUUGCUCGCGAUGCCGAGAGGGGCGAGAUGGACCAACGUGUCAUCACUGCAAACUCCAACCUCAAAUGGAUGCGCUGCGGAGCAUGCUUGGGAUUGCCGACACGGACGCUGCCUUGUCUGCAAGUGACCACAACCUGGCGUCGUUGCUGAUGGACAUUACGACUGAACUCGUCAAAUGCACCACGAGUUACAAUGCCUAUACCAUGCACGAGCGAAUCCAAACGAUGUUCGGUGACAUGAGAAAGGAGCGCAUACUGGCCAUGAAGUUGUGGAAGGCCCAACAUGCUCGUUUGGGUGCCCUGGACGAGCUCGAAAUGGCCAAGACGACACUGCAAUUGCGCCAGCCAUACGAACCUAUUCGAGAUGUCAGUGUCGUGAAUACUCCAACGACCAUUCUGCUGACACUCUGUAGGCCGAAAAAUUGUACAAACUACUUCCAGUGGAAGUGCCCUUGAAGCGGAUGGAACUGGAACAAGAAAAGGUCGAGUCGAGUGCGAACCUCGCGUCCAAAUUGAGCCAGCUUCGGUAUCUCCUGCAUUUGCAUCGCAUGCGGGAUCAAUCCACCAGUGGUGGAAAUGACGACCAGAUGUGCGUGGUGUGUCACGAACGAAUGCGCGCUAAGCGGGGCGUGUGGCCAUGCGCCCACGUUUUCUGUAUGGAAUGCACACACCUCUUGAUACAGCGCGCCAAGCCUCUGAUUCGAUGCCCGACUUGUCGCUCUGUUGCCCAUGAAAACCGCAUUGUGUUUAUUCAAGAAGACAGCCGACUCAGAGACAACGUAGACAGCGGGGGCCAUGGAACUAAGAUUGACAGCAUUGUCCGGCGAAUACAGUCGAUGGAGGCGGGGGCCAAGUGCUUAAUGUUUUCACAGUGGCCAGACAUGCUCAAGCUCAUGCACCAAGCGCUGGUGGCCGCUGGCGUUCAUUGCUUCCUUGUGCAACAAAAAAGGGACUUUGACAAGACAUUGGAACUCUUCAAGCAAUAUCCUGAAGGAUGUGUGCUCGCGAUACCGUUUAAACACGGUGCGAACGGGCUUAACGUAGUCGAGGCAAACCAUGUCAUCUUGAUCGAACCACUGCUACAUCCUGGUGUUGAAGCCCAAGCCAUCAAUCGAAUUCACCGCAUCGGGCAGGACAAAUCGACAACCGUCCACAAGUUCGUCGUGCGCAACUCAGUCGAAGAGAGCAUCUUAGUCCUCCAGGAAAAGAAAAAGUGCAUCACAGGCACUGGUGUCACGAAGAGCGACAAGGAGCGCGUCACUUGGACGGACUGGGCGAUGCUGCUUCAACUUGUGCGUGGAAAGCUCGUCAUGUUUCCACUCACAAACAAAUGAAUGUCUCGGACGUGUGUUGUUUUCAUGUGUAGGACAAUGUGGCAAUGUUCGAGUCGUUCUGGAACGAGCAAGUGACGUGGAAGUCACGUGUGAUGAGUCGUCAGCAAGUCAAGGAACUCUUGGAGCGAGCGCUAUCGAUGCAGUUACACCAGGCUGGACAGCGUCUCGUCGAUCAGCCCAAAAUGGCUGUGAGUGGCUUGGAGGUUGCUCUUCCCAUCGCAAAACAAUUGCUCCAAGAAUGCACACCCAUUGCGGCAUCGCCGCAUGUGGACCUCAUCGAGUUCCUUUCCCAUCGACUUCAACUCCACACCGCUUGACAUGGGACGUUGUUUGCGUUGUGAAUGAUAGCGAUCCAAAUUCCACCAAAAUGAUCCUUGUUGGCAGUGUCUGA
Molecule: messenger RNA, 4658 nt
Organism: Aphanomyces invadans
Lineage: Eukaryota; Oomycota; Saprolegniomycetes; Saprolegniales; Verrucalvaceae
Exons: 13
Coding region: 18-3389 (1123 amino acids)
Molecular function (GO): ATP-dependent chromatin remodeler activity; ATP binding
Source: RefSeq, a predicted model, not a curated record